Anopheles gambiae (African malaria mosquito) is the source of this 1892-nucleotide messenger RNA. It is a transcript of the gene GlcAT-I, whose product is annotated as galactosylgalactosylxylosylprotein 3-beta-glucuronosyltransferase I. Gene Ontology annotation, molecular function: galactosylgalactosylxylosylprotein 3-beta-glucuronosyltransferase activity. The record is from RefSeq and is a predicted model, not a curated record. Bases 344 to 1333 code for a protein of 329 amino acids. Lineage: Eukaryota; Metazoa; Arthropoda; Insecta; Diptera; Culicidae. Gene Ontology annotation, cellular component: Golgi membrane. Gene Ontology annotation, biological process: chondroitin sulfate proteoglycan biosynthetic process; carbohydrate metabolic process. The transcript is spliced from 4 exons.
UCACGGCACGGUCGAAGUAAACAAACAACGUCGCGAAGGCCAAUUUUGAUGUGGUGGUGGUGCGUGUGACGAUCCCCUAAUUUGGUUAAAAUGAACGCUAAUCGGCCGGCUUCCGUUCGGUCCACGCUAUUGUGCGCGUAGUGCGACCGCUCAACUGUGCAUUGUGAAUGGAGAAAUGAUUAGUUCCUAUUAAAACCCCGUGGGCAGCUACUUGCAUGGAGUAUCGUUCAUCUCACCCCCCACUCCACACCAUCAUCCGUCCUGGAACGUGUAACGCAUCGUAGAAGUGUGCAUUGGGUAGCGUCAUCACACCGGCAACGUACAACCGUAUUACACCAGCAUCAUGAAUCAAGAAGUUCGCUUUCGUCGUAAGCACGUGAUAAUAUUCCUGUCCAUCGUCGGAAUCCUGUUCAUCUACUCGCUAAGUUCCAGCCGGGACUGUACGGGAAGUGAGCAGUUCUCAAGGUCAAAGCUGGAUGGAGCUGAAUCUUGGGAAGCUGGUCAAGGACGCGACGCCUUUCUGCCCAAUCGAAAGGGUCCAACGAUCUACGCGGUAACGCCGACCUACGCGAGGCCCGUGCAGAAGGCCGAACUAACACGCCUUUCGCAGGUCAUCCGUUUGGUGCCAAACGUGUUCUGGGUGAUAGUGGAGGACGCAUCGCAAACGUCCACCCUGGUCACCAAUCUGCUCCGGCGAAGCGGUUUGCAGGAGCGCAGCGUACAACUGUUUGCCAAAACACCGACCAAUUUUAAGCUGCAAGGCAAAGAUCCAAACUGGCUCAAGCCACGUGGCGUGGAGCAGCGCAAUGAAGCGCUCAAGUGGAUACGGAACCGGUUGAAGCAUAAUGCCCUUGGUGAGCCGGAGUCCCCCAGUCACUCGAUCGUUUACUUUAUGGACGAUGAUAAUACGUACAGCACGGAGCUGUUUGAAGAAAUGUCAACAAUUGAACGGAGCAAGGUUGGCGUUUGGCCCGUCGGUCUGGUUGGCGGGCUGAUGGUAGAGAAGCCCGUGCUGAACCGGGACGGUUUGGUGCUUGGGUUUAACAGUGCCUGGAAACCGGAACGUCCGUUCCCGCUCGAUAUGGCCGGGUUUGCAAUCAGCUCCGAUCUGCUGUUGGAAAACCCGCAGGCCCAGUUCAGCUACGAAGUCGAACGUGGCUACCAGGAGAGUGAAAUCCUGCGCCAUCUCACGAUCGUACAUGACAUGCAGCCGCUCGCGAACCGGUGCAAGGAUGUGCUGGUAUGGCACACCCGCACCGAAACGCCGAAGCUCGACGCGGAGAAGGCACUGCAAAAGAGUGGCAAGAAAUCGAACGACGGCAUGGAGGUGUAAGACAGACAGACGGUAGAAGGCGCAUGCAACCUACGGUAAGCGUCUUAUGCGCCCAAUGGCACGCUAACUUGGUGAUGGUAGUAGAUACAGGCUAGGUUAAGAUCCCCUCGACACCACAGUAGUGUAAGGAACAGGUAAACAUUGUGGACCACAGCAACUCGUUUUUUAAAUGUAUGGCGUGCAGCUAAAAUGUUAGAAAUUUCAACCUAUUUAAUUUAUUUCAACUCACACAACUCGACGAGAUAUUGCACUCUUUAUUAGCAACUGGUUAGUUGGCGCCAAAGGCGAACAUUUGUCGGCGAGUAAUGAUGAUCAAAUUAGGUGUGAUUAAAGCCAAGCCGAAAACGACUCAUUUUAAUUAAGAGAUGAAACCAUUUUUGAAACGGUGUGUAAAAUUUACCACAAUGAUGACAUUGAUUUAUAUUAAUUUCAUAUUUAAUGCUAUGGUAAUCAUAAUUGCCUUAAGUUUUUAUUAGAUUCACUCGAGCUUUUUGUUUCGUAUAGUUAGGAGAUUUUUCAAUAUAAAAUAAAAUUUCGGUUUACUUUCAUUUAUUUGUAA